UUCCUGCCCGGCCUCUCCCGUCCGCUUCCCUUUCCCCUGGCCGCCCCACCCCGGCGUGUGACCGUGGAACGGGCCGAGCCCGGAACCCGGCGGCGGAACAUGGAUGCGGCGGAGGCCGGCGCGGGUGGCAGGGCGGGCAGCAGCGCCGACAGCCUGGCCGAGGAGGAGGAGGAGGAGGACGAGGACGAGGCGGGUCCUGGUAGCGGCCGGUCCAGCCGCACCUCGUCGCUUGUGAGCGGGCUGCUCACCGAGUUGUACAGCGCCGCCGAGGCGGCCGCCCCUUCGGGCAGCGCCCGCUCCCGCGCCCUCCGGGAGCUGCAGCAGCGGCCGAGCCAAGUCAAGUACCUGCGGCUGAAAGAUGUUGAUGAAUUAACAACUAUAAAACGAGAACUGAAUUACAGAAUUUCCGUUCAAUCAGCAAAGUUGCUCCGUCUUCUGAAGCAGAAAGACAGGCUUGUACAAAAAGUCCAGAAGAACUGCGACAUUGUCACAGCUUGUUUACAGGCAGUUUCCCAGAAACGUUGGGUUGAUACAAAAUUGAAAUUCACACUUGAGCCAUCUUUAGGUCAAAAUGGUUUCCAGCAGUGGCAUGAUGCGCUCAAAGCAGUGGCCAGACUGCCAACAGGGAUCCCAAAGGAAUGGCGGAGAAAGGUUUGGUUGACCCUGGCUGAUCAGUACUUACACAGUAUAGCCAUUGACUGGGACAAAACCAUGCGUUUUACGUUCAAUGAAAGAAGUAAUCCUGAUGAUGACUCUAUGGGCAUCCAGAUAGUAAAGGACCUUCACCGAACUGGCUGCAGUUCUUACUGUGGCCAGGAGGCAGAGCAAGAUCGAGUGGUGUUAAAACGUGUUUUGCUGGCUUAUGCCAGGUGGAAUAAAUCUGUUGGCUACUGUCAAGGAUUUAACAUACUAGCUGCACUUAUUCUGGAAGUAAUGGAGGGCAAUGAAGGGGAUGCCCUGAAAAUCAUGAUUUACCUAAUUGAUAAGGUGCUUCCUGAUAGCUACUUUGUCAAUAAUCUCCGUGCUCUCUCUGUGGAUAUGGCUGUUUUCCGAGAUCUUUUACGAAUGAAGCUUCCUGAACUGUCCCAGCACUUAGACACCCUGCAAAGAGCUGCUAACAGAGAAAGUGGAGGAGGCUAUGAACCCCCACUUACAAAUGUCUUCACAAUGCAGUGGUUUCUGACACUCUUUGCCACCUGUCUGCCUAACCAUACAGUUCUGAAGAUCUGGGAUUCAAUAUUCUUUGAAGGCUCUGAAAUUAUACUGAGAGUAGCUUUGGCUAUCUGGGCAAAGCUAGGAGAGCAGAUUGAGUGUUGUGAAACAGCAGAUGAAUUUUACAGUACUAUGGGCAAGCUGACCCAGGAGAUGCUUGAAGACAGUCUGAUUGACAGCAAUGAACUUAUGCAAACUGUUUACACCAUGGCUCAGUUUCCUUUCCCACAACUGGCAGAAUUAAGGGAGAAAUACACAUACAAUAUUACUCCUUUCCCUGCAGCAGUAAAAUCAACUUCAUUUUCAGGAAGGUUAGGCAGAACCAGAGACAGUGAUGAAGAGAAUGACUUAGAUGAUGAAGACUCAAUUGCUAAUGCAAUUGGUUGUCUUGGACCAUUAAGUGGGUUUUUGGCACCAGAGCUCCAAAAAUACCAAAAGCAGAUGAAAGAUCAGAAUGAAGAGCAAAGUCUUGGUUCCAGUAACAUUGCAGAAUUAAGCCCAGGAGCAAUAGACUCUUGCAGAAGUGACUAUCAUACUGCUUUUAACAGCAUGAUGAUGGAGCGUAUGACCACUGAUAUUAAUGCACUGAAAAAGCAAUAUUCCAGGAUAAAGAAGAAGCAGCAACAGCAGGUUCACCAUGUGUAUAUCAGAGCAGACAAGGGGCCAGUUACCAGCCUCCUCCCUUCUCAGGUAAACCAUUCCCCAGUGAUAAACCACCUCCUUUUAGGAAAGAAGAUGAAAUUGAAUAACAAGUCUCUCAAAAAUGCCGUUAUUCACAUCCCAAGCCAUGCUACGGGGAAGAUGUCUCCCAUUCCCCAAGAAGAUCUUAAAACAAAACUGAACUCUCCAUGGCGCACUCACAUACGAGUUCAUCGGAAGAACAUGGCUAGGGCAAAAGGCCAGCUGGGCUACGGGGAUACCGUAGGACUGAUAGAUGAGCAGAGUGAGAGCUGUAAAACAAAUAGCCCUGGUGCAAAAGAGGAGGCUUCCAAACAUUCUGGCUUUGGAGAAAGAGAAGAAGGUGGUUUGGAUGACAGGACUACUCAGAAAGCUGACCAGCAGUCAUCUGAGCCAGACUCUACGGACAGCGGUACAAACAUGUCCGUGGUUCAGCUAAAACUGGAAGCACUGGAACUCACCUCAGAUACCCAAAGCGAUGUGGAGCCAGCAUCCCAUCAGUCCAGCCAGCCACGUUUAUCAGAGUCUUCCACUUCAUCCAGAGACAGUGGAAACCUGGCUAAAUCGCCUCAGCCUGGGAACCCAAAGCCACAAGUCUUCAAUCCUUUUCCCAGCGUCAAGCCUCUUCGAAAGUCAGCUACAGCCAGGAAUUUAGGGCUGUAUGGCCCCACUGAAAGAACACCAACUGUACACUUCCCACAAAUGAGCAGAAGUUUCAAUAAAUCUUCCGGUGGCAACAGUGGGACCAGGAAACGAUGAUGUACUACCUGGUACUUACUAUUUCUGACAGCAACAGAAGAAUUUGUAUUGCCUUUUUUUUUAAUGUGUGCAUGUGUAUGUGUGUCCCAAAGCAUUUCUAAUUGCUAAUUAAGUAACAGGGAUGAAAGUGGUUACCAGAUAUAUAAAUAUGUGUCUUUGAAAAUUGUACUUCCGUGUUAUGGGAUAGAUUAAUGAAGAUGCACUCUGGCACCCUAUUGUUAAUUCUGAUGGUCCUAUGUAAAAUAAACAUUAGUUAGCAAUG
Molecule: messenger RNA, 2911 nt
Organism: Pseudopodoces humilis (Tibetan ground-tit)
Lineage: Eukaryota; Metazoa; Chordata; Aves; Passeriformes; Paridae
Gene: TBC1D30
Product: TBC1 domain family member 30
Cellular component (GO): endoplasmic reticulum
Source: RefSeq, a predicted model, not a curated record